Molecule: messenger RNA, 2683 nt
Organism: Pipistrellus kuhlii (Kuhl's pipistrelle)
Lineage: Eukaryota; Metazoa; Chordata; Mammalia; Chiroptera; Vespertilionidae
Gene: SLC10A6
Product: solute carrier family 10 member 6
Exons: 7
Coding region: 102-1241 (379 amino acids)
Biological process (GO): bile acid and bile salt transport
Cellular component (GO): membrane
Molecular function (GO): bile acid:sodium symporter activity
Source: RefSeq, a predicted model, not a curated record
UCUCUUUAAUAUUCAGUGUUAUUACAAAACGUGGCAGGAUAGACAUGCCCAGCCAUCUCUGCAGAUGCUCACUUGUAAUGCUGCCUUAAGGAGAUGAAGAGAUGAGGACAAAUUGUUCCAGCGGUUCAGCCUGUGCUGCCAACAGUUCGGAGGAGGAGGAGCUGCCAGUGGGGCUGCGGGCACCUGGGAACCUGGAACUUGUCUUCGCAGUGGUGUCAGCCGUGAUGAUGGGCAUGCUCAUGUUCUCACUGGGGUGCUCCGUGGAGAUCCGGAAGCUGUGGUCCCACUUCAGAAGACCCUGGGGCAUCGCGGUGGGGCUGCUCUGCCAGUUUGGGCUCAUGCCUCUUAUCGCCUAUCUCCUGGCCAUCAGCUUCUCCCUAGCGCCCUUGCAAGCGAUUGCUGUUCUCAUCAUGGGGUGCUGCCCCGGGGGAACCGUCUCUAACAUCUUCACCUUCUGGGUUGAUGGAGACAUGGAUCUCAGCAUCAGUAUGACAACCUGUUCCACAGUGGCUGCCCUGGGAAUGAUGCCACUCUGCCUUUAUCUCUACACCUUGUCCUGGAAUUUUGAGCAGAAUUUCACCAUUCCGUAUCAGAACAUAGGGAUUUCCCUCCUGUGCCUGACCGUUCCUGUGGCCUUCGGUGUCUAUGUGAAUUAUAGGUGCCCCAAACAAUCCAAAAUCAUUCUCAAGAUUGGGGCCAUUGUUGGUGGGGUCCUCCUUUUGGUGGUCACAGUUGCUGGUGUGGUGCUGGCGAGAGAAUCUUGGAAUGCAGACAUCACCCUACUGAUCAUCAGUUGCAUCUUUCCUUUGAUUGGCCAUGUCGCGGGCUUUCUGCUGGCGCUUCUUACCCACCAUUCUUGGCAGAGGUGCAGGACAAUUUCCUUAGAAACGGGGGCCCAGAAUAUUCAGAUGUGCCUCACCAUGCUGCAGCUCUCUUUUACUGCCCAGCAGCUGGUCCAGAUGAUCAGCUUCCCCCUGUCCUAUGGACUCUUCCAGAUGGUGGAUGGAUUUCUCAUUGUUGCAGCAUAUAAGUUGUACAAGAGGAGACUGAAGAACAAACACAGAAAAAAGACCCCGGGCUGUGCAGAAGGCUGCCGUAACGAGCGCUCCACCUCUCCCCAAGAGACCGGUGCUUUCUUGGAGGUGAAUGAAGAAAUCGCUGUAACUCCUGGGACAUCAGAGCCGAUGGAUCCCCCUGUGGCUCUCGAGCCAACGGGCCCCAUCUCCUCAUGUGCACAGUAGGGGCUUGCGGGUCCCUACUGGACGCUGGCUACCUCCACCCUCAGUAAAGAGAGUGCAGGCCUGAUGCGUGGAUCUCAUGGGCGAGGCCUGUGGGAAUGUCUACAUUUUUGUGUGGAUUGUAAAUUGUCCCAGGAUCCCUCUUUGAGAAUGUAUUCUGCCUCUUUCAGGGAGUCCUUUGGGGUUUGCACAACAUAUUUACCAGUUGCUGUGUUCUAGUCUUCCCGUUGUUAUGUGCAGUCGUCCUCACUUGUGGCUUUUAACCACAGGAGGGUAGGGACUCUGUAGAGGUGCCCUCUCAUAUUCAGGGCAAGGACAGUCUGAACGCCCUUGACUUUGGGAAGGCUCUUCGGAGCCCGGGGGAGGAAGCACUCAGGUCUUAGAAAACAUGGGGUCUUUUCUCAAAUGGUCGUUCAAUCUUAAGGGCUUGAAAGUCUUUUUGGAUUGUAAACGUAAUACAGAUUUAGAGGAAAAUCUGUAUUUAACGAACACUUGAGGUUAAAAGGUGAAUGUCCCAUAUUUUCACUCCCCAGUGAUAGGCACAUAUAUAUCCUUCUAAGGGUUGUUUACACAUUAUACCACUUCAAAAAUACUGGGCUUUUCCCACGUAUACUGUCUAAUAAGUCACUUAAUGACGCCUUAUGGAGCACCUUCACACGUCGUUCUGUGCUGACCUGCCUCAUUCUGUAGAACAAUGGCUUUGUAGAAGAGGCUCACUGCGUGGAAGGACUGACUGGUUUCACGGUUCCUCAUUCGCGGGCAUUUAGAGAGCGUCAGCUCACUGGCACUGCGAUGCUGCUCCGCAUGCCUGUGCCCUUCUGGGGGCAUUUCUGUAUGGCCACUGUCUACAGCUUGAAUCGACAGGCCAACUGCACAGGAAGACGCUGGACUCCGCUCUCUGGCAAUGCUGAGCGCUCAGCAGUGCCCAAGAGGGCCCAGCCCUCGGCCCCGGCCAAAGGAUGAUCAGCUUUGAUGUGUGAGAGCGUCACAUUUGAAGCCGCAUUUAAUCAGUUCUGAGUAAAGUAUUUUUUUUCAUGACCACUUGCCUAUUCAUGUCUUUUGACUGCUUUUCUAUUUUAUUUGUCCUUUUUGAUUGACAGGUUCGAACACUUUAUGGAUAGUGACCCAUUGCCUCGUUUUUGUCAGUGUUUUACACCCUCAUUUAUCUUUUGCUUUUUGGGAAUGUCUUUUGCUGUACAGUUUUAUACUUUUUACAUAUGAAGCAGUAUUAAUCUUUUAAAAUAAUGUUUUUGACCUUGAUCUCUGUCCAGUGUUGGAACUUUACAUUUUUUAUGUGACUGGAUUGUGAAAGGAUUCCUUGCUGAGAAUGUAUUUGGCCCCUUUUCAGGGAGUUCAUUUUGGGUGUUUACUAGCUGCGGUGUGUACUGCCUGGCAUUGUAGAACCCAUUCUCCUCCUCUACUCUUACAUUAAACAUAUUUUCCAU